CGGACACGGAGGCAAGGUCCUUUCACACAAUUUUCGAAGACAAAACAUUUGCGUUUGCACUCGCAUCAAAUCCAACCUACUUUACUUUCACAAACUGCAACCAUGUCCUUCCCAGCAGCCGGUCUUAAGCGAAUCUGUGAGCUCAACGCUCAUGGUAUCCUUGCCCUUGCCCGUUACAAAGUUGACAAAGGUUCCAUCUUGGCUAUCAAAGAGGCAAUGCUCGCCAUGGAUCACCUGUGCGCUGUUUCUGAUGGUGGAUUCCAAGCAUCUCCCGAUGCAUCUCUCGCUUUUCGUGUGGUGCCUGUGCCUGGCCUUGACGACGGCAACUUUUACAUUUAUAACCAUGCGUUUCUGGUGUCCCCUGCCAUGAUGAACAUGCAACCAGGGGGGCCCCAGCAGUUCCUGCCUCAAGGAGUGUUGUCUAGCACAAACAUGGCCGUCUUUUGUGCAAUCCUCACCUUCAACAUGGCUCUUACGUACCAUCAGUUGGGACAGCAGUCGGGUGACAGUCGCAAGCUACGCACUGCCUGCCUCCUCUAUGGUAACUGCAUGGAGAUGGCAAGCUCCGUCGAAGGCCUGCCCCAACCGGCCGUGGGAGACGACUUGUUCAUUCUGCACAUGGUGGCCAUGAACAACGCCGCACAGAUCCAGUACACCCUGGCGAACUUUGCCGAGAGCGAUCAGCUCUUGACACAUGUGCGCCGGAUGAUGUUGCAACUCCUUGACAGGGACAGGACUCUCGGUGCAACCGCGACUCACAUGGACCUCGUCAGCAUGCUCCCCAGAGAAUGCAUGGACGAGAUCAACUUGAACUGCGCUGUUUGCAUCAAGCCUCACACCGCCCCGACUGCUUGAGAAGCCAAGCAAACCCAGGCAGCCUGCCACUUCUUGGCUCUGUCUGGCUUUUAUCCAACUUUCAUUUUUCAACGAUUUUGUGCCCCUCCUGCCUACGUCUUUGAGUCCAAGCAUGCUCCGAUUUUGCCUAUUGUGAGCCACACCACCCUGCCUCCCGCAAAUGUAUCAUCUAGGCUAUAUAAACAACUUCCAUAAAACGACCACUUUUGCCUU
Seminavis robusta is the source of this 1068-nucleotide messenger RNA. The record is from the annotation of a GenBank genome assembly. Lineage: Eukaryota; Bacillariophyta; Bacillariophyceae; Naviculales; Naviculaceae.